AUGGGUUCUGAUGGGACCUCUUCAGCUCAGAAGCGAACCUCGAGCGCGCUUCCGACAACCGUCGCCGCCGAGAACGGCGGCGCCCCUCGCGCCGCCCCCGCCUCCACCUCGGCCCUCUCCCGUGGAAGGCAGAUCCACAAAUCCUGCAACAACAUCAAGAUCACGAUCCUCUGCGGCUUCGUCACCAUCCUCGUCCUCCGCGGCACAAUCGGGCUGAGCAACCUCGCUUCCUACGAAGCCCAGGCCGAGAACCAGCACCUCAUCGAGGAAACGAACCGGAUUAUCGCCGAGAUCCGGUCGGGAAAAGACCCGGACGACGACGACCAACAACAACCGGAGGAGGAGUUUCCCGAACCGAACCAAACGGCGUCGUUCUCCUUGGGCCCCGAAAUCACCACCUGGGACCGCGACCGGAGACUCUGGCUCCGCCGCAACCCUAAUUUCCCGAGCUACAUCAAUGGCUCGCCCAGGAUUUUGCUGGUGACGGGCUCGGGCCCAAACCCUUGCGAAAACGCCGUCGGAGACCAUUACCUACUGAAAUUCCUCAAAAAUAAGAUCGAUUACUGCAGAAUCCACCGGAUCGAAAUCGUGUACAACAUGGCAAAUCUGGACAAGGAAAUGGCCGGAUAUUGGGCAAAACUCCCUCUAAUCAGGCGGCUAAUGUUAUCCCAUCCUGAAUUCGAAUGGGUCUGGUGGAUAGACAGUGAUGCCCUUUUCACAGACUUCACCUUCGAGAUACCCUUCUCGAAAUACAAGGAUCACAAUAUGAUCCUCCAUGGAAAUCAAGAUUUGCUUUUUAAGCAGCAAUCUUGGGUAUCUCUCAACACUGGAAUCUUCCUGCUGAGAAACUGUCAAUGGUCUCUUGAUUUGCUCAAUGCUUGGGCUCCAAUGGGGCCAAAAGGCCAUGCCCGUGAAGAAUCCGGCAAGAUUCUAACAGCCAAUCUGAAGGGUCGGCCGGAUUUCGAAGCAGACGAUCAGUCAGCCUUGAUAUACCUCUUGAUUUCUCAGAAAGAAAAAUGGGCAAGCAAAGUAUUUAUCGAGAAUUCCUAUCUUCUUCACGGGUUUUGGGAGAAUCUUGUGGACCGUUAUGAAGAGAUGCUAGAAAAAUAUCAUCCGGGCUUAGGUGACGAGAGGUGGCCACUCGUGACACAUUUCUUGGGUUGCAAGCCGUGUGGGAGUGAAGGGGAUUAUCCGGCCGAAAGGUGUUUGAAGAGUAUGGAGAAAGCUUUCAACUUUGCGGAUAAUCAGGUUUUGAAAUUGUAUGGGUUUAGGCAUAAAGGUUUGGUUAGCCCGAAUAUCAAGAGAGUAAGGAAUGAGACUGUGGCUCCUUUGGUGAAUGUUGAUCAGUUUGCCAUUCGUAGUUCGGUGCAUGAGAGAGUUAUCACACGUCACGUAUAG
Striga asiatica is the source of this 1398-nucleotide messenger RNA. Lineage: Eukaryota; Viridiplantae; Streptophyta; Magnoliopsida; Lamiales; Orobanchaceae. The record is from the annotation of a GenBank genome assembly.